AUGUCUAAGGUUUCUUUAGAUUGUGUAUUUGGGUGUGUAUUUGAAAUCUGUCCAAGAAAGAUGUUGGCUUUCUGGUUUGUGAUAUUGCCAUUAAUAUCCCAAACGACAACAGCUACAGAUGUAAUUUCUGGUUGUCCCGACACAUGUGGCACUGUUCAUGUUCCAUACCCAUUUGGAAUCAACUUCACUUCUGGAAUCUCUAAUCCCAACUGCGCACUGAACAGCUUUUUCAUGUUUACUUGCAAUGUAACCUACGAUCCUCCACGUCUAUUUUUUGGCCGAAACAUGCCUAUUCACAACAUAUCAGUAGAAGAAGGAACGAUCUCCGUUCGAAUUGACUCGGCAUUUAAAUGCUACAACAAGGCAGGGUUGACCCUUAAGUUUGAUCAAAAUAUUAGACUGGGAAAAAGGCCCGUUUCGGUUCUCGGAUACUCGAAACAAGCUCACAGCUAUCGCUGGGUGCGAUACUUUAGCCCUUCAUUGAGAGAUUUGCUGCAGAGGACUUUUUCUGAUAAAGGACUUUCGAUGGUUUUCAAAGCUGGGCAACUCUCUUGCUCUUCCACGUUCGCCAGUCAACAAAAACAGUUUGUUUCUUCGUUGUUGUUUCUUGAAUGGGUAGUAAGAGAGGAGAUUGUAAAGGCUGACAAAUCGAGCUCAAUUCAAAUAAAUUCAAAUAAAUAUGCUUGUGGCAGUAAUAGUAAUUGUACAUACUCUGAAAAUGGCAAGGGAUAUCGGUGCAUAUGCAAAGACGGAUUUACAGGAAAUCCUUAUCUUCCACAAGGUUGCCAAGACAUUGAUGAGUGCAAAGAACCAGACAAGUACAAAUGCGAUGGAAGUUGCAAGAAUACAAUUGGGAGCUACAAAUGCAGUUGCCCAUUUGGAAUGCGCGGUGAUGGUAAAGUUGGUUGUCAAGGAUUUCGCAUUACAACUAUUGCUGCAGUUGUUGGAGGGGUUGCAUCCAUUAUGGUUAUCGCUUUCCUGAUCAUCAUUCUAUACAAGAGGCGAAGAAACGAGAGGAAUUUUUUGAAAAAUGGCGGCUUGUUGUUGAAGCACCAAAGGGUAAGAAUCUUAAGAAUCUUCACAGAAGCAGAAUUAGUGAAGGCUACCAAAACUAAAAAUUAUGAUCAAAGUUUACUUCUUGGCGAAGGAGGUUUCGGAUAUGUUUAUAAAGGAGUUUUAGCAGAUAACACCCAAGUUGCAGUAAAGAAGCCUAAAGAUAAAGACAAAACUCAAAUAAAUCAAGAAUUUCAACAAGAACUUGGCAUUGUUUCACAAGUUAACCAUAGAAAUGUUGUCAAGGUAUUAGGCCUUUGUUUGGAGACUAACGUUCCUUUAUUAGUUUACGAAUUCAUUUCCCAUGGAACCCUUUCCCAGCAUAUCCAUUACAACAGGUCUAAAAUAUUAGCCACAUGGAAAAAUCGUCUAAGAGUAGCAGCAGAGACUGCGCUUGCACUUGAUUAUUUGCAUUCUUUAGCAGAUCCCCCAAUUAUCCAUGGCGAUGUUCAAGCAUCCAAUAUACUCUUAGACGGAUACUUACACUGCAAAAGUAUCUGACUU
Messenger RNA from Jatropha curcas, 1557 nucleotides. Lineage: Eukaryota; Viridiplantae; Streptophyta; Magnoliopsida; Malpighiales; Euphorbiaceae. The record is from RefSeq and is a predicted model, not a curated record.